AUGGCAGAGGAAGUUGCUGAGCAGGAAAAGGUGCGGGCCGAUAGGGAGAAGAGUCUCCGCGCUCAACUGUCGAACACCGAGGCUAUGGAAGAGGCGCACGCGACAGAAUUGGAGAACCUUCUUCAUGAUGUUGGUGGUGUUGUGUUCUUUCGCGCAAUCCUCGGCGAAGAUGAAGUAACGGUCAGCUUCACAACAAUCACCAAAUCCCAGGAAGCUGUCGUGACUAUCCACCACGCGAACCGUCGCAAGCUCGUGUGGCAUGAAAAGCUAGAAAAAUGUGUUGUAACCAUCAAGAGUUGGGAAUGGAUCUUGUGCUUGGAUCAGGGCUCUGGAAGGCCGGGAAUUCAUCUUCAUCAUAUGAUGGAACAUGAUGUGGCGGAGCUUCCUAGUUCAUUGCGGCAAAACACAGAGCGAGGAGCAUGCUACUGCCGAGAACCUGGCGUCUGA
This is a messenger RNA of Letharia columbiana, 447 nucleotides long. RefSeq lists its product as uncharacterized. The record is from RefSeq and is a predicted model, not a curated record. The coding region runs from base 1 to 447 and encodes 148 amino acids. NCBI's taxonomy places the organism in Eukaryota, Fungi, Ascomycota, Lecanoromycetes, Lecanorales, Parmeliaceae. The transcript is spliced from 2 exons.